Molecule: messenger RNA, 854 nt
Organism: Pieris rapae (cabbage white)
Lineage: Eukaryota; Metazoa; Arthropoda; Insecta; Lepidoptera; Pieridae
Product: acyl-CoA Delta(11) desaturase-like
Exons: 4
Coding region: 1-795 (264 amino acids)
Biological process (GO): unsaturated fatty acid biosynthetic process
Cellular component (GO): endoplasmic reticulum membrane
Molecular function (GO): stearoyl-CoA 9-desaturase activity; iron ion binding
Source: RefSeq, a predicted model, not a curated record
AUGGCUUGCGACAUCAAUGAUUGUGCCGUAUUUGUUUACGCACUUUUUGGUAUUUCUGCCGGAAAUCAUCGUCUCUGGUCCCACAAUGCAUUUAAGGCCAAACUUCCCUUGCAAAUUAUACUGAUCAUAGCAAGUUCUUUAACAUUCCAGUACAGUGUUUUAAAUUGGGUCAGAGAUCACCGAUUACAUCACAGGUAUACGGAUACAGAUCCACACAAUGCGGCUAGAGGGGUCUUCUUUUCACAUAUAGGGUGGUUGCUCGUCAAGAAACACCCGGAAGUAAAAAGACGCGAAAAGUUCACAGACUUAAGGGACGUUAAAGCAAAUCCAGUUUUGAGGUUUCAAAAGAAGUGGGCGGUACCCUUUAUUGGUAGUAUAUGUUUUAUAAUACCAACUUUGAUACCCGUCUACUUCUGGAACGAGUCACUAAACGUAGCGUGGCAUCUCAGUUUCCUCAGAUACGUUGCAUCUCUCCACCAAACAUUUCUGGUUAAUAGUUAUGCACAUUUCGUCGGAACUAGGCCAUAUGACAAGCGCAUACUACCCACUAAUAAUAGAUCAAUUAAUGUUGUGGUCCUGGGGGAAGGAUUCCAUAAUUUUCAUCAUGCAUUUCCCUGGGAUUAUAGAUCUGCAGAAUUAGGGACUUUGUUUUUUAAUCCGACUACUUGGUUUAUCGAAUUAUUUGCUAAGAUUGGAUGGGCGUACGAUCUAAAGACUGCCUCAAAAGCUGUAAUAGAGGGCAGGGCUCAAAGAACGGGUGAUGGUACACGGGUUCAAAAUAAGUCUGUAAGUUGAUAGGAAUAAAACGUUUAAUAUUAACAAUUCGUAUUAAAAAUAAAAUGAAAAAUAUAGUU